Messenger RNA from Gracilinanus agilis (Agile Gracile Mouse Opossum), 2233 nucleotides. RefSeq names its product sterol O-acyltransferase 1 (gene SOAT1). The coding region runs from base 100 to 1767 and encodes 555 amino acids. The record is from RefSeq and is a predicted model, not a curated record. NCBI's taxonomy places the organism in Eukaryota, Metazoa, Chordata, Mammalia, Didelphimorphia, Didelphidae. The transcript has 16 exons. Gene Ontology annotation, cellular component: endoplasmic reticulum membrane. Gene Ontology annotation, biological process: cholesterol metabolic process; cholesterol efflux; cholesterol homeostasis. Gene Ontology annotation, molecular function: cholesterol binding; fatty-acyl-CoA binding; cholesterol O-acyltransferase activity.
UUGCAUGUGUACCACCUUCCGCCUAAGUGCGAAGCUACGCUCACUCGCUCGCUGUUCCCUGCCUCCGGAAAAGCUGCUGUUCUCCAGUUACUCAACAUAAUGAUGGGGGAAGAGAAACCUUCUGUAAGAAAUCGCUGGAUUACAUCCAAAGAAAAAGAUGAGGAAAAGGAAAGUCCACCCAAAGAAGAGGCUCUACACACAUCAGAAGAGACUCUUCAGACCCCAGAAAAUAGUAAAUAUGACACUGAACAACACCUGAAAAAGAAGAUACUCUUGACCGUAGAGGCAGAGCAGUUGAAGCCAUAUUUUAUGAAGGAAGUAGGUACUCAUUUUGAUGAAUUUGUGACCAAUCUUAUUGAAAAAUCAGCCUCCCUGGAUAACUCUGGGUCUGUGAACACAUCCUUUGCUAUUCUCAAUGGAGGGAAGAAUCACCACAGAGAUGUGAUUCUGAGAAACCCUCCAGAACAAGGAAAACUUUUUGUUAUAAGAAGAUCUCUGCUGGAUGAACUAUUUGAGGUAGACCAUAUUCGAACAAUAUAUCAUAUGUUUAUUGCACUCCUCAUCCUCUUCAUUCUCAGCACAGUUGUAGUGGAUUACAUUGAUGAAGGAAGGCUGGUCCUAGAAUUCGGUCUCCUCUCUUAUGCUUUUGGAAAACUUCCUCAUGUAGUUUUGAUAUGGUUGUACAUGUUCCUAGCUACACUGAUCAUUCCUUAUGUUCUACUUGAAUACUGGGCCAAGGGAUAUACCAAGAGCUCCCGUCCAUUUUUCUAUUCUUUCUGCUAUGGGAUGCUUUUCAUGUUUUUCCAGAUUUUAGUUUUGGGAUGUGGACCAACUUAUGCUGUACUAGCCUAUACAUUGCCACCAGCUUCCCGAUUCAUUGUCAUUCUUGAACAGGUACGUUUUAUUAUGAAAGCUCAUUCAUUUAUUCGGGAGAAUGUUCCUCGGGUUUUGGCUGCUGCUAAGGAAAAAUCACGCACUGUUCCAGUACCCCAAGUCAGCAAGUACUUGUACUUUUUGUUUGCACCUACUCUUAUCUAUAGAGACAAUUAUCCCAGGAAUUCCACUAUCAGAUGGAGUUAUGUAGCUACUCAGUUUACACAGGUUUUUGGUUGCUUGUUUUACACAUAUUACAUCUUUGAAAGACUCUGUGCUCCCUUGUUUCGGAAUGUCAAACAAGAGCCCUUCAGUUUGAGAGUUUUGGUUCUGUGCAUAUUCAACUGCAUUUUGCCAGGUGUGCUGAUGUUAUUUCUGUCCUUUUUUGCAAUAUUGCACUGUUGGCUUAAUGCUUUUGCGGAGAUGUUACGCUUUGGGGACAGGAUGUUCUAUAGGGAUUGGUGGAACUCAACAUCAUAUGCCAACUAUUAUAGAACGUGGAAUGUCGUGGUUCAUGACUGGCUCUAUUACUAUGCAUACAAAGACUUCCUCUGGUUUUUUAGCAGGAAGUUCAAAACAGCUGCCAUGAUGUCUGUCUUUGCAGUGUCUGCCAUAGUGCAUGAAUAUGCCCUGGCCCUGUGCUUCAGCUUUUUCUAUCCAGUCCUCUUCGUACUCUUCAUGUUCUUUGGAAUGAUUUUCAAUUUCAUUGCCAAUGAUAAUCGGAAGCAACCUAUUUGGAACAUCAUGAUGUGGACAUCUCUUUUCUUGGGGCAUGGAAUCCUAGUGUGUUUAUAUUCUCAUGAGUGGUAUGCACGUCAGCAAUGUCCUUUAAAAAAUUCCACAUUUCUAGACUACAUAAGACCACGCUCCUGGACAUGUCACUAUGUGUUUUAAAAACCUGGACUGAAGUUUUCUCCCUUGAUUAAAUGUGUGUGCCACCUAAUUCUGGAGAAGCAGCCGCUUAAACAUAAAAAGCUAUGCUGCAUCAAGUACAAUUGGAUUGCUGCAAGUGACCCCAUCCAUUUAUAGGUGACAAAGGUGCCUGUGCCGUGCCAGUCAUCUAAAGCCAAGAUAAUGAGUGAAGUCCAGCAGCAUCUUGUUAAGCAGGAAUUUUCCUCUCUUUUGAGAGUAAUCUCUAAGGUACAGACAGAUUUUUGACUGAGUCAAUUCUGUACAAAGCUUACUGGUUAUAUUCAUUCAUUAUUUAUCUUUCUAUUCUCAUUUAUUAAACACUGGGUAUGUUUUCUUAGUGACUGAAAUAGCCAAAACACGUGUGAAAAGGUCAUGCUUUAAAUCUGUUGUUUGCAACUUGUUUCUAUGCACAUUGUUGUUAUAUGUGUUGAUUAAAAAUGUAUUUGAA